Xiphophorus maculatus (southern platyfish) is the source of this 11579-nucleotide messenger RNA. RefSeq names its product receptor tyrosine-protein kinase erbB-4. The transcript has 28 exons. Lineage: Eukaryota; Metazoa; Chordata; Actinopteri; Cyprinodontiformes; Poeciliidae. The record is from RefSeq and is a predicted model, not a curated record. Gene Ontology annotation, biological process: positive regulation of cell population proliferation; positive regulation of kinase activity; multicellular organism development. The coding region runs from base 306 to 4436 and encodes 1376 amino acids. Gene Ontology annotation, cellular component: basal plasma membrane; signaling receptor complex. Gene Ontology annotation, molecular function: transmembrane receptor protein tyrosine kinase activity; epidermal growth factor receptor binding; ATP binding.
UAUGAGUACAGUGCUUUACCCAAUUUUUUGGCAAGCUUUUGGUUUUCAGUGCGUGAGUUAGAAGCUGAUUUUCCACAAUUUCUGUUCUUGCGUCAGUGACAAAUUAAGCCAGAAGGCACAAAAGAGACGACGCAAAGAACAGUUGGACAAACUGUAAACUUGUGCAGAAGCAGCCACAAAGUGCUCACAAACUCGCAGUCUGAGGAGCCGUCAAAAACCCAAAGCGACUCAUCCUUUCUUGCUGUGAAUGAGGGAUACUUCGCUGGACAUGUGAAUUUAAAAGGAGAUACCUGCCAAGCACAACAAUGAAGCAAACGUCUGUCCUGUGUUGCCUCGGCUUUCUCCUGACAAGCGUCUUGUUUGGGGUCGUCUCUCCACAAUCAGUCUGUGCUGGCACGGAGAACAAGCUAAGCACUCUGUCGGACCUGGAGCAGCAGUAUCGUACCUUGAGAAAAUAUUACGAGAACUGUGAAGUCGUCAUGGGCAACCUUGAGAUUACAAGCAUUGACCGUAGUCGAGAUCUGACCUUCCUCAGAUCCAUACGAGAAGUGACUGGCUACGUGUUGGUGGCUCUGAACCAGUUCGACUACCUGCCUUUGGAGAACUUGAGGAUCAUUCGUGGAACCAAGCUUUAUGAGGACCGCUACUCGCUUGCAAUCUUUCUGAAUUAUAGACGGGAUGGAAACUUUGGCCUUCGACAGCUGGGUCUUAAAAACCUCACAGAGAUUCUCAAAGGAGGUGUGUAUGUUGACCAAAACAAGUUCCUCUGCCAUGCAGACACAAUCCACUGGCAGGACAUUGUCAAGUAUCCAAGGAUCCAUCCUAUAGUGGUACCCACUAACAGCAGUGUUAUAUGUCAAAAGUGUCAUCGUUCCUGUACUGGGCGCUGCUGGGGCCCCAAGGAGGACCACUGUCAAAGCUUAACUAAGACGGUGUGUGCUGAACAGUGCGACGGUCGCUGCUUUGGUCCCUAUGUAAGUGACUGCUGCCAUCGUGAGUGUGCAGGUGGCUGCUUUGGCCCAAAGGACACAGACUGUUUUGCCUGCACAAACUUCAAUGACAGUGGAGCGUGUGUUACACAGUGCCCUCAGCCAUUUGUCUACAAUCCUACCACGUUCCAACUCGAACACAACCCGAGGGCAAAGUACACCUAUGGAGCCUUCUGUGUCAAGAAGUGUCCUCAUAACUUUGUGGUGGACCACAGCUCCUGUGUAAGAGCAUGCCCUAGUAACAAGAUGGAGGUGGAGGAGAACCGCAUUAAGAUGUGCAUCCCUUGCACGGAUAUCUGCCCAAAAGCAUGUGAUGGAAUAGGCACAGCCAGCCUCCAGACAGCUCAGACAGUGGACUCAAGCAACAUUGACAACUUUGUCAACUGCACCAAAAUCAAUGGCAACCUGGUGUUCCUUAUUACUGGGAUUAAAGGGGAUGUCUAUCACAACAUUGGACCUUUAGAUCCAGAAAAACUCAACGUGUUCCGGACUGUUCGGGAAAUCACAGGCUACCUUAACAUCCAGUCUUGGCCUGACAACAUGACUGACUUGAGUGUUUUCUCCAACCUAGUAACUAUCGGGGGAAGAGCGCUGUACAGUGGGAUUUCCCUGUUGGUGUUAAAACAGCAAGGCAUCUCAUCGCUGCAGCUACAGUCCCUGAGAGAGAUCAGUGCUGGGAAUGUCCACAUUGCAGAGAACAGCCAACUCUGCUACUACAGCACUGUGAACUGGACAAGACUCUUUCGUGCUGGUAACCAAAAUGUCCUUAUCCGCAGCAACAGAAGCCCACAAGAAUGUGCCAAGGAUCACAUGGUGUGUGACACAUUGUGUUCUGAUGCUGGAUGUUGGGGUCCUGGCCCGAACCAGUGCCUGUCCUGCCGGUACUUCAGCCGGGGACGAACCUGUGUAGAUACCUGCAACCUGUAUGAAGGGGAUAUUCGAGAGUAUGCCAAUGGUUCAAUGUGUGUGGAGUGUGAUGCCCAGUGUGAAAGAGCAGACGAUGACUCUUUAACCUGCCACGGCCCAGGCCCGGAACAUUGUGUGAAAUGCCUUCAUUUCAAGGACGGUCCGAACUGUGUGGAAAAGUGUCCUGAUGGCUUACAAGGUGCCAACAGCUUCAUCUUCAAAUAUGCCGAAGUAAACAACGAAUGCCAUCCCUGCCAUGCCAACUGCACCCAAGGGUGCAUUGGACCAAGACUUCAAGACUGCAUCGGCUGGAUGGACAGAACCCCUCUGAUUGCUGCUGGAGUGAUUGGCGGCCUCUUCAUGGUGGUGAUCAUGGUAUUGAGCGUAGCAGUGUCUGUGCGGCGGAAGAACAUUAAGAAGAAGAGGGCCCUUCGGCGAUUUCUGGAGACUGAGUUGGUAGAACCUCUGACUCCCAGUGGAACAGCUCCUAAUCAAGCCCAGCUUCGCAUCCUUAAAGAAACAGAACUUAAAAGAGUCAAGAUCCUUGGUUCAGGAGCCUUUGGAACUGUAUACAAGGGUAUUUGGGUCCCAGAGGGUGAAACUGUAAAAAUUCCUGUGGCCAUCAAAAUCCUUAAUGAGGCCACUGGACCCAAGGCAAAUGUGGAGUUCAUGGACGAGGCUUUAAUAAUGGCUAGCAUGGAGCACCCUCACCUUGUCCGGCUGUUGGGUGUCUGCCUGAGUCCGACUAUCCAGCUGGUGACACAACUCAUGCCUCAUGGCUGCCUGCUUGACUACGUCCACGAGCACAAGGACAACAUCGGAUCACAGCUGCUGCUCAACUGGUGUGUCCAGAUUGCCAAGGGAAUGAUGUACCUGGAGGAGCGUAGACUUGUCCACCGAGAUCUUGCAGCCCGGAAUGUUCUGGUCAAAUCUCCAAACCACAUCAAAAUCACCGACUUUGGGCUGGCUCGGCUGCUAGAUGUCAACGAAAAAGAAUAUAAUGCCGAUGGGGGAAAGAUGCCAAUCAAGUGGAUGGCCCUGGAGUGUAUACAUUACAGGAAAUUUACCCACCAGAGUGACGUUUGGAGUUAUGGUGUGACCAUAUGGGAACUUAUGACCUUUGGAGGGAAACCAUAUGAUGGCAUUUCGACUAGAGAUAUUCCAGAUCUACUGGAGAAAGGAGAACGUCUUCCUCAGCCACCCAUCUGUACCAUUGAUGUCUAUAUGGUCAUGGUCAAAUGCUGGAUGAUUGAUGCAGACAGUCGACCCAAGUUCAAGGAACUAGCUGCAGAGUUCACACGGAUGGCUCGUGAUCCCCAGCGAUACCUGGUCAUCCAGGGUGAUGACCGCAUGAAAUUGCCCAGCCCCAAUGACAGCAAGUUUUUCCAGAGCCUGCUAGAGGAAGAUGAGUUGGAGGACUUGAUGGAUGCUGAGGAGUAUUUGGUUCCUCACUCCUUUAACAUCCCACCACUGGCAUACACUCCUCGCACACGCAUGGACUCCAACAAGAAUCAAUUUGGCUGUCAGGAUCCAACUUUUACCAUGGGAGACAUGCUGGCUACUCUGCCUAGAGUGGGUCAAUCCAUGUCUGGAAGCAGCCUCCCUUCACAGGAACUCGCUGCAGGGGCCCAGAUUAGUGGUGGAUUUAGUCGUGGCAACCAAGAUGACCCUCGCUGCAAUGGCACCCUAAGAAAGCAAGCCUCCCCAAGGUCAAAGACCCUUGGUUCAGCUCAUAUUCCAGGACAAGGUGGAGGAGAGGAGACAAGUGGACAGCGCUACAGUGCGGAUCCUACUGGUCUUUUAUCAGAACGAGGUGAAAAGGGAGACAAGGAUGGCUACAUGGCUUCCAUGAGAAACAAGAACACCUCAGAUCAUCUCCAUCCUGUUGAGGAAAACCCUUUUGUCACACGUCGUAGGAACGGUGAUGCCCACGUAGUGAUAGAUGGAGCAAGUUGCCACACCUUGCACAUAGCUGGCGCUGCCGCAGCCCCAAUAGGCCAGUCUGCCCAUGGAGACGAUGAGUACAUCAAUGAGCCACUGUACCUGAAUACAUUCCUUAGCCCUGGGGACAAAAAUGGAUUAGCUGGUGCCAUUUCCAUCUCUGGUUCUUCGUCCUCUACUGCACAAUCAGUCCUGCAGACAGCAAACCCAUCCACAUCAAGCCACAUCGUUUCCUCCACUGGAUAUGUGGUAACUCCUGGCUUACUCCCCCACCCAACAUAUCCAUCACAUACCUUGCAUCCAGGGCAUUCAGGACACACACUACACUCAGGCAUCAGCAGUAGCACAAUGGCAUUUGAUAAGAAAGCCAAGAAAGCAACUUUUGACAAUCCUGAGUAUUGGCAGCACAGUCUCCCUCCGAAGUCCACAUUGCACAAUCCCGAGUACCUGCAGGACUGCAGCACACGUUUCUUCUACCGGCAGAAUGGACGCAUUCGCCCUGCUGUGGCAGAAAACCAGGAAUACUUGUCUGAGGCUGCUAUGAAGGCUGGCAAUGUAUUGCCACCACCUCCAUACAGGCAGAGGAACACUGUGGUGUAGUGACCCACCUGUAGCAUCUGGAGAUUAAAAUCAUGUAUUUUGCCGUACUUGCCCUCCUGGGUCCUCCUUGCACCUUUUCUGGAAACUUGUCAUAAUCAUUCUAUUUGGAAGUCUUCUAUUCUCAGUGUUUGAAUCUGCCUUUCCAUAACAGACCUACAAUAGCUGUCAGUUACAGCUUCAUCUAAGACUUAAACCAUCCUUUUUAAACAUGACUCCGAAACUGGAGGAUCUCCUUCAGGGAGGGAUCUGGUUUGACCUGCAGAAAACUGUUCUGGCAUCUUUAACAACAGAACAAAAGCAAUCCAAGAAACGUAUACAUCAAUGUGUUAUUUAAAAAAGAAGAAAUAACCUAAUUAGGCUAAUUAAACUAGUUAGUCAGACAAGGAGUAUUUUCAUUGACACUGUGAGAUUGUUAAUGAACCCAUAAAUCAUUCUUCUGUAUGUUUUAUAUAUUUUCUAAUCAAACUAGUUGUGUACAUGGUUUUGUUUGAACAGACUUUUUACAUUGGGUUUAGGCUAUAAUGUGAAACAUGCAUUCAGGUCAGAAUCUUGGCUUACCAACCAAACUGAAGUUAUGCUGAGAACACCUAACAUAGAUUUUAUUCCCACAAACUCAUUUCUUUGUCCGUUCCUUUUCUUAAAACAAUUAAGCAUGUCAGACCUGGGACAAGCCCGAAGGCCUGGCACAACAACAGAAACCAUACAUUUGUUCACAAGUAAACAUAUCAACAUGUACGCCUGCAACCACUUGAAAUGUUUUCUGGAGCAGUUUGAUCUUCUGCAGAAACAGCAGAAAACAGGAAGUUGUGAAGAGCAGAAGAAGGGAAGAUUUCAACAAAAUGCUCAAUAGCAUUGUUUUUGAGCUUUUGGCCCUGUCCAGAAUAAUAUGAAUAUGUUUUUAGAAUUUUUUAAAUGAACAUUUUCCACAAUGGAAAUGCUUAAAACUUCAUUCUGUCUCCAACAAUACUGCAGCUGUUUUUUUUUUUCCUUUUACCCCCUCACAUUUCUCUUAUGUUAUUCUGUUUGAUUUAACCUUUUAAUGCAAGCUCAUGAAGUUAAUGAGUAAGAGGAAAGGGCAUUGAGUGAUCACAAAAGCACAAUCUAAAGCAGGGACACUGCACUGCAUUCUGCGAACAUUGGAGACUUACUGUUAACUCCAGUCAACAGCAGAAUAUAUGCAGCUGGAGAGUGAGACACACUAAGUGGAAAAAAACACACACACGAACUGUUAUAUUUAUUGUAAGACACAAAAUAAGGCUUUUGCAUCCACAUAUAAGAAGCAAAUACAAGCUUAUGGAAAAAGACUGGAUUUUUCUUGCAUACAUAAAUUUCUGCUGAAACUCUUGAAAUUGUAUUAUUUGUCUCAAAACAAACAAUAUGAAAGGCAGUUGCUGUUGUAUGUGUCAUCUUUGGUUACAGAGCACAUAUUUAUGCACAUUAGAACUAAGAUAAGUAAUUUGCAUAACUCAUGGAUGGAAUCUACCUUUGUUUGUCUUAUUUCAAAUUUAGAUGACUUUCAAAUAAUUUUUAGGAGACAAGCUGUUCAAACUUCAGGCAUUGGUAAAAACUUUGUGGGGUAAUGUAAUUUCUUCACCAUAGCAUUGAUCACCUCCCAGGUCUCCAUGAUGUGUUCCUGUGUGAUGUCAUCAUUACCUUCCAUAAUAUUUAAGAAGAAUCUUUAGCCUAGCUCUGCUUUUGGAGUUUGUCUACAGAAUGUUAGCCUCAUUGUUGCUGGCAUUAACGUUACCUGCCGGCAUGACAUAACUUUUACAUUGACGUUGAUUGAAUCACACAGUUUGGCUGGACAUGGGUUUUGUCAAAAACAGAAGAAAAACUUUAACAAGAUAUCCCGAAUAGUGUAGCAAUGAUUUGUGAUCAGAUAUGCCAGCUGUGAUGGGAAUUUAAAAGAGGCAUUGUUCAGAAAACAGCCUUUUAUUUUCUUAUGUUAUUUUACGUUAUGUUUCCUCUCUAUUAUACAAAUAUAUCCAGCAAAUAGGGCCUCAAACAACCAAAUCAAUGUUUGAUUUGGUGCCAUGCAUGAAUGAUUACUUUAAAAGGAGACAAAAAAGUUGAUUUUGGGGAAGCUAUUAACUCUGACAUAUUAGUAAAAAAUUUACUGUUUUUGUUGAUUAAACCAUCAGGUUUUUAUUAUGUUCCUUAUUUUAAUGACAAAGGUGGAAAAACCCUGAAUAGUCAACAACCAAAAAAGUCUGAAUAUUUAUCUUAAGAGCUGUAAUAAUGAACCGACUACACGUCAUUACUAUACAGAGAGGGGGAAAAAAAACUAUAUGAACCAAUCCGUAUAUAAAGAGAUGUAAAAGUAUAUCAACUACAGCAAGUUUUUGCACCACUGUCUUCAGAAACACUGAAUUGAACUUGGUAUCACAGUCUACUCAAGAGUAGACCUAUUUUUUCCUUUUUUUACAUUGACAGUGAAAGACUUUUUAUUACUUAUGACAGACUUUCUAUAAUUAUACUGCUGGAUGCCACAUAAAACUCUGAUCGAGAUCAGUAGUAUUUAUCAUCAAAAAGACUGUGAAGCCUUUCUUUGGCACAGUUGUUAAUUAAAAUGUGCUUAAUGUUCUUGACAGCUAAAUAACUAAUGUUAUUCUUGCUCUGAAGGCAAUUCAUGCAUAUGUUUUUAUAUGAUGCAAGUAUAAUUUAGCAUUACCAGUAUUUUCAUUUCAUCAGCAUUUUGCUAAUUAAGUUUUAGCACUUUUGAGGUAUAAUAAUGUUAUAUAAAAAUGAGUGACACAAAAUUUCAAUCAGGGAAAUAUCUUGAAAAGUUAGCUGUUUAAUUCACUGUAUUAAAUAACUUGUUUGGUUUCUAAUAUUGCACUUUUUGUAAUGUGGGUGGAAGGCUGAGUUUUCUUACUAUAGGGUCAAGUCACCAAAACAGAAACCCCUUUUUCCCAAUUAUUCUUCUUCCUUAUUAAACACAUUUGCUCAUAUUUUAGCUUUUGUUGUAUUUACUACAUAUUUAUACAUACUUAUAUAUUAUUUAGUUGAGUUUAAGCUUCAUAACAUUUUAAUUUCAUAAUGAUUACAGUAAAAGCUAUACCAUUCUUCGUCUAAAUGCUUUCUAAAACUGGUUUAAAACUUGCGUUUGUUUUAAAGUUAUAUAAGCUUAAAGUCUGGUAUUUUUACGAAAGCUGUCCAUGGAUAUCUAAGCACAAUAUGAAGAGAAGGUUAUAUGCCACACAUACUCCAAGACAUGUCACAUGUCCUGAAAUAAUCAGAUUCUGAGUGACAAAAACAAAUUUGAGGGGGGAAAAAAACUAUGUAUAAGGUAUAUUACAGUUUUGCAAGUUGUGCAGAUGAAUGCAAGAUGCAAGAAAAAUAUCAGCAAAAUUGAGGCCAUGUAUCUUGUUGAGAGUAUCUAUUAAAAUGAAAGAGACUACCAACAGCUUGAGAUUUUGUGACUCCUUAUGAUGAUUAAUAGAAGCUGUGAUCUGGACUAGAGCUGAUACAAGGCUCUAGUCUUGCAUUGGGACAUCCCAAGUGAAAACUACACUUUAUUAUGUGACCCAUUGCUGAACCCAUGAAUGUGAGCACAUUUGAAAGACAAAUACAUUUAUCCUAAUUGCACAAUUUGAUUAAAUAAUAAUAAAAUUCUUUUGCUUCUUUCUAAGCCAAUUCAAUGGUGGACAUUUUCUCUUUUGCCAUUUUGAACCCUUGCAGUAUGCAUAAUUUUGUACCUGACCUUUUGAAUUUGAAAUAGUGCAUUUCUGCCAAUGAACAUUUUAUACUGAGGAAGUUUUGAUCUGUACGCAGCAUGGGGAGAUUUUACAGCUGCUUUGACGCUUAUAUAUAUUAAAGCCAACCUUGAAAGGCAAUGUAGAUAUAUGACUCCAGUUAAUAAUAAUAUCUACCAACAAACAGAAAGCCACUUCUAAUUACUUUGUGUUGCUUUUGUGUUGUAAUCAUAUACUACCUGACCCAAACAAUUGUGCCAACUGAAUUUAACUGAGCAAGUAGGGAUGAGCAUCCCAUUGGAUAGUUACUUCAUAGACACUUGCCUUCCAGCUGGCAACAAAAUAUUCAGACACAUUUUGUGGUCAUAGAAAGGAUGUUAGUCUAUUUGAAACAGUCAAAUUAUUGGCAUUAAGCAAAGAAAACAAAGGAGAUUGCAAAAACUACUAAAACUAGGUUGAGAACAGUCUAAAGCAUAAUUAAAAACUGGACGUACAGUAAAAAAACUGAGCUAUGGUCUGCAUACACAAAAAUAAAAAGGAAAUUAUAGUCACAAAAAGAAACUGAAAUAAUAAGGUAUACCAUUUCAAUGCAUAGUUGUUAAAUGGAGGUGAACUGACACAGAGCUUAUAGUAUGUAAAUAGUGAUGUUUUGCUAAUCAUUGGAUGUUAAGGAAAUGACAUCACAUGCACACCAUCAAACUCUGAGAAUUAAAAAUGGCUACUGGGACUUGACAAGUUUCCAUUUAGGAUGUUUUGAAGAAUAAGUAUACUUUACUAAAUAGCUUGCCCCGUUUAAAGAAAAGAUGUGUAUAACCAUGCAGACUAGCCUGAUGAACAUUUUAUUGCUAUACAACAAUGUACAAGCACUCUUACACAACCUGUGCCUCUAUAUUAAAGAUUCAUAUAAGCAGCAAGGAUGAUUUACUACUGUACCAAGCACAGAUGUUUCCCUGGCAGAAUAUUUUCUUUGCCUCUCAGGUUUUAUGGGGAAUAAUAAUCAUCCAUUUGAGCUCCAGCUGAGACAGAUCAUGAAUGGAUGUUAAACCAAUUGAAAUAAAAGUAUAUUGGAAGAUAGAUCGGUGCCAUAAUACCCCACUAGAUGAAUACAUUUCUGUUGACCUGUGCAACCCAAUGACAAUGUGAAUUUAAUGGUGAAUUUCUAAGCAUUAAUUAACAUAUUGCUACUCUACUCUGAUACUAACCCAUUGCUCUGUUCUAUAUAUGCUAAUAGUUUUUCCUAGGUUAUGAUUAUUCUGCUUACUUUAUAUAAACAAUCACCUUUGCCUAAAUUAUCGUGUAAAUGAGUUGUGUAGCAAUAUCCUCUCUGUGUUGAAAAUUCUAUUUUGUAAGCUUAUCAUCUAUGAGGCAUUCGUAGCAGAGCUUGUAGACCACUGUAUGACCGUGCAUGUAAGAGCAAUAAGAGCAGUAAAGAGUCACCAUUAGGGAUAGAAAUGGUUCUCUUGAGAAAAAUAAAGCCAAUCUAUGAAAGAGAAAAGCUGCUGGCGCUCUCAGCUGGCAGCCAUCGCCAGGGCUUUUAGCUUUUUGAAUGCUAAUUUAUCUACUUUCUCCUUGUUGUUCUAUGGGGAAAUCAUGUUACCCAACAACUCACUCAGUGCACCAGCUGAGAAGCCCUGGACAACAGGCAAUUGGUUGUAAUCUUGCAGCGAGGUUAAAACUAUAGCAUUGGCAUUCAAGAAAUGUACCCAACCAAUGCGUCAGUAUUACAAAAGCCAGGAGGGUAGGAGGUGUGACUGCAAUGAAACUAGCAGAGUUAAAAUGCCACUGUUUAUGUCUCUUCAGAAGUGACUGUUGAAUUAUAUGUAGCAAACACUGGCAGAAAUGAGUGGAGUAAAAACAAAAAUAUGGUGAUUGUGGUCAAAUUAGUCACUCAUAGGGCCGUAUGAACAUCUUUAAAUGGCUAAUAAUUACUUACUUACUUAUUGACUACAUGGAGUAUAUGAUAACACUUUUAUUUAUUUAAAAUAUGUUUUCCUGUUUGUUGGUCUGUGUCAGUAUUGAGCAUAUUUUAAUAGCGUGUAACUACAUGUUUUGUGGGGGGGGGGUUGUAUUGUUUUCCCUCUCAUUUGCACUUCAGGGUCUUAUAAAUUUUGAGUAUCCACCUGCAUCAUCUUUGUUGGAAAUACUGCAUUGCUGUUAUAUUUUGUGGUUUAUAACAACUCAAGUCCAUACCCAAAGAUCUUUACUGAAAAAAGUACUAUACAUUGUAAUAGAUAUCUUUAGGUGUUCCUCAUAAACCUGUAACUGUUUAUUGAUAAAUCUUUGCCUUUGGAAAAUGUGAACACUGUUGAAGAAGUUUUUCUCAACCUCCAACUACUGUAGUGUUUUGUCAAGUUUCCACCCAAACACAUAUUUGACUUCUGACAGGCACAUAAACCAGGUUUCUUCUGUGCUAAUGUAAUUUAAAUACGCCUCCUAUUGCAAAGUUUAUGUUGACCAUACGUUAUCAGAUAUUGGUGCUCUCCUACCUUUCAAACCUUGCUGUAGGUACUUCUUUGUUAUAUUUGGUGAGAAAAGGCUUAUUUACAAUUUAGGUUUAAAAGGGAUUUUGACUAUCAGACACAAAAUCCAAGCAAAUUAGGCAGCUACUUGGACCCUCGCACCAGCAGGGGUUUCCCAUGAGCAAUAGAAUUGUCAAAGGAGUCACGUUUAUAAAUAUUCAAGCAACACUUCAGUAUAAUUUCUGUAAAGGGGGCUUUCUGUGAAAUGAUUUUUGCUCUCAGCUUUGCCAGUAUUAACUUCCAAACACUUGAUGCCAAACAAUUUUCUUUUCUGAAAAUGGCAACAACCAAAUGCAUUUAAUUUCAUUUUUCAAAAAAGACAUGCUAUAUCAAGUACUGCAUGUAACAUGAUUAAGAUUUAAGCAAUGUGGAUUAAGUUGUGGGCUGCAUGGUGAUGUAAAUGCUAGCUCUGCUGCCUUGUGGCAAAUAGGUCAGAGGUUCAAACGUGGAGUUUGCAUGUUCUCCCCUGAAUGCCCAGGUUUUCUCUGGUUUCUUUGACUUCCUCACAUAGACUAUAAACAUGACAGUUAGGCUAAUUGAUUACUCUAAAUUACCCUUGUAAGUGUGUUUGCCUUGGUGUUUUCCCUGUGACAGACUGGCAUAUGUCCUGGGUGUAUCAUGCCCCCUGUUCAAUGACCGCUGGAUGUAAGCACCCCCUGCCCCCAUACAUAGUAAGUGGGCCCAGUCAAUAGAUAGAUGGAUUCAGUUUUGCAAUCUAAGUUUGAAUUUUAUUUAUUUACUUAAUUGUUUUACGCUAUUAUUUUUGAUAAUUGUAUAUGUAUAAUACAUAGACAUCAAAAUCCAGAAAAUUUAAAACAUUAUCUAAGCUAUGUCCAGCAAUGGAAUUGGAAGGGACCCCAAAUAAAAUUAUAUUCAAGUCCCCAUACGGCACAGGUGUCAAACUCCAGUCCUCGAGGGCCGCUGUCCUA